Ectocarpus siliculosus is the source of this 962-nucleotide messenger RNA. Lineage: Eukaryota; Phaeophyceae; Ectocarpales; Ectocarpaceae. The record is from the annotation of a GenBank genome assembly.
AUGGCGUACAGAGGCACGAGGGGCGCCGCCGCAGCAACAGCAACAGCUGCAGUGCUUGAACAGGACGAAGCCCGUCACCCGCAGUCCGCGGCCGAUCUUGUUGGGUUGUCGAGGGGCAGGGUUACAGCAGGCCUUGAGCCGAGAACGUCGACCACCGCCCAGAGGCUCCCAACGAAGGCGACCGCGCCACGAAGAGAAGCGCACCAGCAGGAAGAAGCAGCAUGUGACGAGCUAACAAGGAGGGUCAUCGCCUUACAAGUCGUCGACGACCGCAGCAGUACUCCUGGCAGGAAGAUAGAGACCAUCGCCGAGCUGAAGCAGCAGCUGGAAGGCAUGUGCCGGACUGUGUUCGCGGCCCUCGGGCGGCAGCAGACGGAGAGCGCCUACCAGAUGGCCCUCAAGAUCGAGCUCGAGGACCGAGGGGUAGCCGUCCAGCAGGAAGUCAAGAUCUCCAUCACCUACAGAGAUAUCGACAUCUCUUCCAGGCGGGUUGACCUGCUGCUCACCCUUCGCGACGGCUCCACGGCGAUCGUCGAGAUGAAGGCCGUCUCGACACUCACCAAGGGCACCAACCUCAACGCUGUCCACCAGCUCCAGUACUACCUCGACGUUUUCGACAUCAACCACGGGUUUCUGCUGAAUUUCCCGCACGAUGCAGGCUUCCCCCCACCACCGAACGGGGGGAUAUUCCGGCAGGAACCAAUCUGCGGAGUGGUGGGCCCGCUGUCCGACGUUCGCGUGCGAGAACGGUAGGCGCUAUUUCCAGGUGAGUAUAGAUGCAGGGGCAGUAGAGGAAACGUGAGAUUUGCAGUCGGCGUGCAACGUAUAUUUUUCUACCGUAGCAUGAGUACGUGCCACACGGAGGCACCAAAACGUUACCUACGUACUUGUUUGCCGAUUUCUUGGGGCCAUGUUGCUCGGUUAGCCUUUGGCAGUUAGAAACCUACGCUGAUUUCUGAAAU